AUGAGCUCCUCCUCCGGGCCAGCGCAACCACCCCCCUUCCCGACCAAGUUGUUCCAACUCGUCAACGAUGCGUCCAUCGACGAGCUUGUGUCGUGGACCGAUGACGCCGGCCGUUCCUUCACUGUGCACAAGCCGAGCGAAUUCGGGCGCGACAUCCUCCCCAAGUUUUUCAAGCACAACAACUUCUCCUCCUUUGUGCGCCAGCUCAACCAGUACGGCUUCCACAAGCAAGACCCGGACCGCUGGAUGUUUGGUCACGAAAAGUUUCGCUGCGGAAGGCCAGACCUCCUUCGUGACAUCACGCGGCGAAGACCAAAGUCCCAGGCGGCGAGCCAGGCUAGCCAGGCUGUCGUCGCCCCGGGGACGCUCGCGCAUAAAGCCGUCGUUGAGCUUGGCAACUACGGUAUUGAGGGAGAGGUAAAAGCACUAAAGAGGGAUAAGGAUCUGCUUAUUAGGGAGCUUGUUGUUACGCGACAGGCGGAGGAGAAGCUCAAGAACAAAUGCGACAACCUCGAAAACAGGAUGGAAGACUUGGAAAGCAACUCAAAGCAAAUGCAGGCCUUCAUCAUGCACUACUUUUCUCAGGUGCUCCAGCCAUAUUCGGAAGCCAUGGCGUCUCGGAAAAGAAAACGCAUUAUGUCAUCUUCCGAAGCGGAAAUGACCGACGUUGUCACUGAAGCCAACAGUCCACCGCGUUCCACUUCCCAGCCUGUCUCACAUGCCCCACAGCCGCCACCCGGAAUGGAUGCUCUGCGAGCCAUGAUGCAGCAAAUGCAGAUGAACAUGUCCCGAUCUCCUUCGACCCCACGCGUACGAAGUUCACAGCCAGGGCCCUCGCCGUCGUUGCUGAAAAGCUCGGAGGAGCCUUCCUCCCCUGCAAAGCUCGCUUUCGCUCCAGCAACCGUCCAAGAACUACACGAAGAACUGCCUCCGAUUUCGCCUGCUGCAAAUCCGGCUGUUCACAAUCUGCUCUCUCCAUACUCGUCUGCACGAAUUAAGGGCGGCAUAUCGGUACGUGAACCUGGAGACUCUUCGAUGUCCAUUCACGAUGAGGCCCUGGGGUUAUUGGAAGAAUUGCCUUCCACCCCAAAUUCAAGUUUGACGAUGGACGCCAUCGAGUCUGCGCUUAACAAUAGCGCCGACAAACCGAACGGACAUUUGGACACGCCGGACUUUUGUGGCAAGGGUUUUGACGACGUGAAUGGCGAAGUAUCCGCAGCAACUAACGUCAACACUGGCUGCGACCGUGACGAAAAGGCCAUCGAGGACUUCCUUGACUUGGAUUCAGAUGGCGCUCCAUUGCCACCUCCACUUUCUCAUUUGCCGGAGGGGACUGAUAUACACGCACUGGCGGAACGAAUCGAAGGCUUUCAAGAGCGCACACAGAAUCUCUAAGUCUAUAUGUACAUAAAGGGACGAAUAUGUACAUACUAUUUGUCGCCCACUAGUUUCGUUGCAGAGACGACGAUACCAAGAUAUCAGUACCUCGAAUCCAUGCACGAUGAUUGCCUGGUCUUCGCAAGAGUCAUUGACCCAUGCACCCAGUUAUGAAACCGUGCCAUUCGAUUAGAAGCGUCGGUUGCCGCAACUUUUUCCUGAGUGCAUCAUGACGCGCGAGAGAUACUGAAGGGAUGGGCACUGGAAAGACUCGCUCGAUCACCAUAGACGGAAUGGUUAUCUAACGGAAAGGCUAACUUCGCCCCGUUCCUGAGGUCAACGCAGACGGAUCCCGCAAGCAGACAAUUUGAAUCCUGGUUCAUGACGUGAAAAGUGAAUUUCACUAAUUCCUAACUACGAAUUUUGCCAGAGAUUGUACUGUAUUUUACACGGAAGGUCCAGCGCAGAUCGCGAGCAGCGUUGCGGAAAGAGUUUACCUUCGAGAGGUAAUUCACAUCCUUGGUCAAGUACAACUCGCAGAUCUUCCACGCCUCAAUUGUCAUCCACUCUUCAAAACUGCCCCAGAUUUGCAACGAACACUCCAGAGGAAGCCUUUGGAGUCAUCGUGUAUAUCUGUUGCAAUGAGCGACAAACAAGUUGCCCCAACGCCCGUAUUUUCAAGCUUCUUUAACAAUAUUCCCAUCGGAGCUGAUGAAGAGGAAUUCAAAAUACUCGCAGAGAGUAACGGUCUAGUCAUCGAACGCAUCGUUUCCCAUGGACAUACUUCUUCAGAAUGGUAUGAUCAAGAAGAAACUGAAUUUUGCUCCGUGUUGAAAGGAGCGGCCGACUUACUCUUCAAGGACUCGCUGGCAGUUAGAAUGAAUAUAGGGGACUGGGUAAUCAUUCCACCUCACGCCAAACAUAAAGUCACAUGGACUAUCGAAUCUGAGCCGACCAUAUGGGUUGCUGUGAAAUGGAAAAAAUAAAUGUUUGAUAUCUUCAAGAUAUCGAGUCUAGGAUUA
This is a messenger RNA of Chondrus crispus (carragheen), 2399 nucleotides long. RefSeq names its product Heat Shock Transcription Factor, HSF. Gene Ontology annotation, biological process: regulation of DNA-templated transcription. Bases 1 to 1395 code for a protein of 464 amino acids. The record is from RefSeq and is a predicted model, not a curated record. The transcript has 2 exons. Lineage: Eukaryota; Rhodophyta; Florideophyceae; Gigartinales; Gigartinaceae. Gene Ontology annotation, molecular function: sequence-specific DNA binding; DNA-binding transcription factor activity.